Messenger RNA from Sciurus carolinensis (gray squirrel), 2163 nucleotides. RefSeq names its product WD repeat-containing protein 20-like. The record is from RefSeq and is a predicted model, not a curated record. Lineage: Eukaryota; Metazoa; Chordata; Mammalia; Rodentia; Sciuridae. Gene Ontology annotation, molecular function: protein binding.
AUGGCGACGGAGGGAGGAGGGAAGGAGAUGAACGAGAUUAAGACACAAUUCACCACCCGGGAAGGUCUGUACAAGCUGCUGCCACACUCAGAGUACAGCCGGCCCAACCACGUGCCCUUCAACUCGCAGGGAUCCAACCCUGUCCGCAUCUCCUUCCUCAACCUCAACGACCAGUCUGGCAACGGCGACCGCCUCUGCUUCAAUGUGGGUCGGGAGCUCUACUUCUAUAUCUACAAGGGGGUCCACAAGGCUGCUGACUUGAGUAAACCAAUAGAUAAAAGGAUAUACAAAGGAACACAGCCUACUUGUCAUGACUUUAACCACCUAACAGCCACAGCGGAAAGUGUCUCUCUCCUAGUGGACUUUUCCUCAGGCCAAGUCCAGCUUAUAGACCCAAUUAAAAAAGAAACUAGCAAACUAUUUAAUGAGGAAGUAGAGGAGAGGCUGUUGGUAAACACGAUCUGGAAGCAGCUCUGGCUGAGGAUGGCACAGAAUGCCACUUAGAGAACAAGAAAGAGACUAAUAGACAAGGCACGCAUAACCUGUGUCAAAUGGGUGACCCGCUCGGAAAGCCUUCUCCUAGUAGCCCAUUCGAGUGGGAACAUGUACUUGUAUAAUGUGGAGCACACUUGUGACACAGCCCCCCACUACCAGCUUCUGAAGCAGGGAGAGAGCUUUGCUGUGCACACUUGCAAGAGCAAAUCCACGAGGAACCCUCUCCUUAAGUGGACGGUGGGCGAGGGGGCCCUCAGCGAGUUUGCUUUCUCCCCAGAUGGCAAGUUCUUAGCGUGUGUGAGCCAGGACGGGUUUCUGCGGGUGUUCAAUUUCGAUUCAGUGGAGCUGCAUGGUACGAUGAAAAGCUACUUUGGGGGCUUACUGUGUGUGUGCUGGAGCCCAGAUGGCAAGUACAUUGUGACAGGUGGAGAGGACGACUUGGUGACAGUCUGGUCCUUUGUAGACUGCCAAGUAAUAGCUAGAGGCCAUGGGCACAAAUCCUGGGUCAGUGUGGUGGCAUCUGAUCCCUAUACUACUAGCGUAGAAGAAAGCGACCCUAUGGAGUUCAGUGGCAGUGAUGAGGACUUCCAGGAUCAUCUUCAUUUUGGCAGAGAUCGAGCAAACAGUACACAGUCCCGGCUGUCCAAGAGGAACUCUACUGACAGCCGCCCGGUAAGUGUUACGUACCGCUUUGGUUCAGUGGGCCAGGACACGCAGCUGUGUUUGUGGGACCUUACGGAAGACAUCCUUUUCCCUCACCAACCCCUCUCAAGAGCAAGGACACACACAAAUGUCAUGAAUGCCACAAGUCCUCCUGCUGGAAGUAAUGGGAACAGUGUCACAACACCUGGGAACUCUGUGCCCCCUCCGCUGCCUCGGUCCAACAGCCUUCCUCACUCGGCGGUCUCCAAUGCAGGCAGCAAAAGCAGCAUCAUGGACGGGGCCAUUGCCUCUGGGGUCAGCAAAUUUGCACCUCUCUCACUGCAAGACCGGAAGGAGAGACACCAUGAGAAAGACCACAAGCGAAACUAUAGCAUGGGACACAUUUCUAGCAAGAGCAGUGACAAACUGAAUCUAGUUACUAAAACCAAAACGGACCCAGCUAAAACUUUGGGAACGCCCCUGUGUCCUCGGAUGGAAGACGUUCCCUUGUUAGAGCUGCUGAUCUGUAAAAAGAUAGCACAUGAAAGACUGACUGUAUUAAUUUUUCUUGAAGACUGUAUAGUCACUGCUUGUCAGGAGGGAUUUAUUUGCACAUGGGGAAGGCCUGGUAAAGUGGUAAGUUUUAAUCCUUAAUGCUGCACCAGAUCUAGAACGUGAAUAGGUAGUGAUUUUUUUUUCUUGUGGGAGGGGUGGGGUGUACAAUGAAUGUGAAUGACACUUCUUAUUCUUAAUGUAAAUCUAAAUGCAUCAGAGCCAUAAUUUUGGAUACUGCAUGCCAUGUAAUUCUGAAUCAUUUGAUAAUUCACCUUAGCGCAUUUAAAAAAUAUAUAAUCAAACUAAUUGCCAGCUAAGUCAGUCAUCCUUCUGGGAGUAUAUAGAGCCCCAAGAUUAGCGCUCCUGUAUCAGACUAUUUCAAUUUUAGGGAAAUCAUGACAGUGGGGGUGGGGGACAAUGACUUUAAAAUGCUAAAAUUGAUGCUUUAACUGGAAUAUUUUUGCUUAACUA